AUGACACCGCCGACGAGUAUCGAUCCGACCGUCAAUCUAUCCUUCAACGUUCCUUUCUCAUCCACCUUGGCCGGUCCCGAUGUAGAGGACGUGCUCCACGCUAGUCCCGGCGCUCUCCAGCGCUGGACCUUUCCCGAAGGCACCCCCGAAGGCACCUCCGUGCACCAGCUACCCGUCCAUACCAACAACGUUGAAAGUCUACAGAGACUAUGCCGGAAGAUCACAGAGGAGAAGGGAGGCCGCGUAGAAGCAACACUGACGACCUCGGAGGCCAAGGCUGUGCCCGCGCUACAACGCCGGCCAAACGGCUUGGUAACAAAUGUCUGUGUCACGGGUGAUGGAGAAAUGGCGCGCAAGAUGCGUGCCAGAAUUUUGAACGAGACUCCGAUCAUGCUGCGAUGUGCCACUGUAGACGUGGAUAUGCAUCUGAUCGUGGAUGGAUCACCCAAGGGCAUUCGAGCCAGUGUGCUCGAGCACAUGGAUACUUUGGCUGCCUACACCGGAGCCGACAUUUUCUUGCUGACACCCAAACUCCACGACGCGGACAGCGCCGUGGUUUCUUCCUAUGGAUAUGCGUCGGAUAAUGGGCUGGACCAGCGCUUCCGAGUUGCUAUAUACGGUGAUCUAGAAAGUUCGGAACAUGCCAAAACCCGAGUGCUGAUUAUGAUUGAUCAAAUUGUACGUGUUGUGCGUGAGAAUCUCGAGGUCAACAAGCUAACCAGAAAACAGCUCAAACGCCAUGUUGAUGCCAUCAAGUUGGACUCGACCAUGCACACCUUGGUCUGCGGCCGUACUCGCAAGAACAUCAAGCUUAUUGAAGCUGCUACCGGGACCGCUAUUUACUUCCCUCCUCCUUUCCCUCAAAUCUUCGGUUAUAUACCCCCCGGUGCGAAUCGUCGAAGCGAAGAUGAGGUUUAUAUUACAGGCGAGACGCCUGAGCAAAUUGCACGAGCAAAGCAGAAGCUGCGGGAGCUAGUGAUGGGGGUGAAAAUCUUCGUCAAGGACGUGGUUGUCAGCUCGAGCAAGAUUGACAACAUUCUGCUCGAUCGUCUGGACAAGGUCCGAAAGGUCAUGGAAAUGAACGGGUCUUACGUUUUGUUCCCUCAGCUGGGCAGCCAGCGUGGACUUGUUCGGAUCCAAGGCACUGAGGUUUUGCACGUCGAGCGGACCGUCAGAGAGAUUAUGGCCUUGGCUGGUCAGUUCUACUCUGCCUCAUGGUGGAUCAUCAUGCCGGACCCCGCGCAAGGUGGCCUCCGAGCUCCUUCGACCGCCGACAUCCGCUCCAUGUUAUCGGAUAUCUGCACAAACUCUGAAGCAGAAGUCAGCUUUGACAAUCUGACCUUUACGAUCAACGGCUCCGAUGAUGCAGUCAAGGCUGCCAUGACAGUCAUCAACCAGAUCCCCUUCGUGAUGCGCAGUCAGUAUCAGAUGCGUGUGAAGAUUGAGCUGGCCAAUGAGCACAAGGAGUUUGUCAGUGGCAAGAAGAACGGCAAGAUCAACAAGAUCAUGGGACAGAGCAACGUCCAAAUCAUUUUCGACGGUUUCAACGAGUACAAUUUCUAUAUCGACGUAUGCGGCAACCAGUAUGAGUCGACCAAGAACGGUCUGGAUCUGGUGGAGCAGGAAAUGCCUGCUUCUAUUUCUUUCCAUGUUCCGGACCAGUACCACAAGCGUAUUAUUGGAAUUGGUGGACAGCAUAUCCAGCGCAUCAUGAAGAAGUACUCUGUCUUCGUGAAGUUCUCCAACGCCAUGGACCGCGGUGGUAUGGGUAAAGAAGAUGACGACAUCAAGGUUGACAACGUUAUCUGCCGGACCCCUGCUCGCAACGCCCAGAGCCUGGACCUUGUCAAGCAGGAGAUCAUGGACAUGGUUGAGAAGGUUGAUGCCGAAUAUGUCUCUGAGAGAGUCGUCAUCAACCGUCUGUACCACCGUGAGCUCUUGGCCCGCAUGACCGAGAUAGAAGAGCUUGAGAAGAAGUGGAACUGCAAGAUUGAGUUCCCCAGCACUGAGCUUGCCAGCGACGUUGUGACCAUCUCUGGCCCCGAGUACCAGGUUCCUCAAGCGGUCGACGCUCUGCUUGGCAUGGUACCAGAAAGCCACGAGCUUCACUUCCAGAGCUCGGUGGAACUCCGUGACUACUUCAAGUCCGUUGAUUUCAUCGCUGACGUCCGAACCAAGCUUAAGGAACAAUACGAGGUCGAUAUCAAUGUUGAUGUUGGUGCUGAUUUGCCCACCACUCCGGAGGAGGAGGGCUCCUCUUCUCCCGUCCCUGGCCCCGAGGACCGUGUUGUUCUUGGCUACACCCGCAACAACGCUGGCGGUCUCAAGGAUGCUAUUGACUUCUUGAUCUCUCGUCUGGUUGGUCACGGACUCGACGCCAACACCGUCAAGGGAGCAAUCCCUCGCCCCAAAUCUGACUCGUUUGAAGAGUCCCUCCCCUUCUUCGACUCGAAGCUUCUGCAGCACGCCCCGGCACCCCUCUCAACCGACUCGCCCACCCGCCCCAACUUCUCUGAUGAGACUAGCGAGCGAGGCUCGAUCUUUGAGCGCCUCCGCAAGCCUGGAAGCAUCUCAUCCUUCUCCUCGUUCAUCGGCCGCAAGAACCACUCCGCCUCUCCCGCAUCGUUCUUCAAACAUGCCUCCAGCAAUGCCUCCAAGGCAUCCCUUGUGUCCAUGGAGUCUCGCGAUAGCGGCUACCGCAACCCAUGGAAUGACUCUGGAGUGAACCUUGCCGAGGACGACGUGCCCGUCCUCGGCAGCUCGCACAGCCACAAAUCUAGCAAUAGCAAUGGCUGGCCCACCCGCUUCGACGCCAAGUUCCCCUUCGGCACCGCGCCCGGCGACAUGACCCCCAAGCAUGACCUGCGCACCUCAUUCGACUCUGGUCGUCCAAGCACAUCGAAUUCUACUUCUGGAUACCCGGCCCCAAUUGGGCCACCGCGUUAA
Molecule: messenger RNA, 2946 nt
Organism: Penicillium nucicola
Lineage: Eukaryota; Fungi; Ascomycota; Eurotiomycetes; Eurotiales; Aspergillaceae
Product: KH domain protein
Exons: 4
Coding region: 1-2946 (981 amino acids)
Biological process (GO): nuclear division
Cellular component (GO): nucleus; cytoplasm
Molecular function (GO): mRNA binding
Source: RefSeq, a predicted model, not a curated record